AUGUAUUUAUUUUACCUUGGCGAACACGUUAAAUGCCUAAUAUUCUUACAGUUGAACCAUUCUGGCUCAACCGCUCGUGUGCAACCAAAUAAUGUUAUGACUGUUAACUCCAUCGAAAGAGAACACUUUGUGAGCUCUAGACAUUUUUUUUUAUGGCCGUUGGCUGAGGUUUAUUUUCGACAGGCUGAAAAAACUCUACAGCACCGAAGAGCUACUAGAGCUUUUAGUGAUUUGCUAACAGGCGGUCUUCGCUGUCUUUAUGCAGUUUUACUGGAUACCACUAUUGAGCCACGGGUUGAGUUAUUAACUAGAAAGCGUAUAUGCGAAAUUUUGUUGCAUCAUACACAAGAAUAUGCAGAUGCUGAGUCUAUAUUGAAUCGAGCAAUGUUAAUUGCUAAACAACACAAUCUCGUUGAAGAAAAGUUCAGCUUACAGCUUUUGCUAGCGCGUAUCUUCAGUAAAACCUCACCGAAAGCUGGGAAAGUCUUACUACUUCGUUGUAUUCAAGAAGCACAAGAAUAUGCGAAAGUAAUGGAAAUGUAUGGUACACAGGGCAUUGCCAAUGCUCAUAAAUGGGUAUAUGAAUUUUAUCUUUGUUGCUCUUCUUUUCAAGGUGUCCAGCAUAUUUCUAAAAACAUACAUAAUUAUGCAAAGCCGUAUAAUCAUCAAGAGAUGAUACUUUUGGCAUCGAUAUUAAAUCAAGAUUUACCAAUGGAAGAAAUUCCAACUCGAACACAUCAAAUAGCUGUUCUUGUUUUGAUAACGCAGAUUGUGAAAUGUGUUAGCGAGGGAAAGAUUUUACAAUCCAGAGAGAAGUUAAAUACUGUACAUAUGCUUCUUGAAUCUGACACUUUAAAAUGGGAAUCAUCUCAUAUAGACUUUACUAUAGACGGAGAAACCUCGAUACACCUUAAAUGGCUUUCUAUUAGUCAAAUUUAUAUCCUUGCUUAUUUGAUUUCUGGCAUUUGCUACUUACCUGAAACUAGUUCAGGACGUGCCAGUAGAUUCCUUCAAGAGGGAUUGCGCAUUUCAGGAGAUUUUGUACCUCAUGAAAUUACAGUGAAUGAGUACUUUGAAACAGAUCAAUGGUUUUAUCGUAUUAUAGAUAAUAUCAAAUGUUAUCUAAUAGCGGCACAUUUGAGCCGUUCAAAGUUUUCGAAAGCCGAGAAAAUAUUAUCCUUGAACGAGGUUGAAUCAAACGUUUUUCGAAAUUUAUUAAAUGGUAUGCUUAAGCAUAAAAUGGGAAACUUCGACGAAGCAGAAUCUAUUUACCGAACGAUAUUGAAAAACCCUGAUACCCCCAAAGAUGUUUUCAUUUUGUCCACGCUCAAUUUAAUCAACCUAUUACAAGAUAGUACUGAAGCAAGCCACUCUUUAGAGUGGUUAGAAACGUCUUGUAAGGAACAGAAAAAUAUAGUUUACAGUCUGUGGUGGAUGAUUUUAAAAGUAUCUAGAGAAAAUACUCACGUUCAAAAAACAAACAGUUUGCUGAGGCUUACGCAGCAUUCAGCAGAGCUUUCAAAUACCCAAUUACAGUAUGUUGUGUUCACAGAACUGUGUACACGUUUAGGAAAUUAUGAGCAAGCUGAGAAAAUGGCUAGCUCUGCACUCACAUUAGCCAGAAAAAGCAAGGAUAGCAUUUGGUCUUUCUUUUCUGGUAAAAAUGUAGAAGUACUAUACCAACACGUUCACGACUUUGAAAAGUUGAAACGACAAAAAGAAGAGAAUGCAUCCAUGUGGGAAGAGAUUCAAAAAAUUUUUCCCUCAAAUUAA
Molecule: messenger RNA, 1773 nt
Organism: Schizosaccharomyces osmophilus
Lineage: Eukaryota; Fungi; Ascomycota; Schizosaccharomycetes; Schizosaccharomycetales; Schizosaccharomycetaceae
Gene: ssl3
Product: cohesin loading factor Ssl3
Exons: 4
Coding region: 1-1773 (590 amino acids)
Biological process (GO): mitotic sister chromatid cohesion; maintenance of mitotic sister chromatid cohesion
Cellular component (GO): chromatin; SMC loading complex
Molecular function (GO): protein binding; double-stranded DNA binding
Source: RefSeq, a predicted model, not a curated record